AUGUCUCUGUCCCCACCCUCAACUGGUAACUUUGAAAAUCGUGAAGCACUUAUUAAUCAUGUUCAAACCUAUGCCUUGAGCUAUGGAUAUGCUUAUGAUAAAGGUGGUCAUUAUAUUAAUCGAUUGAAUCUCACUAAUGAAACUCGCCAAAGAGCCACAAGCACAAGGCUAAUAGAUUGUCCUUUUGAGCUAUAUGGCAAGAAGAUGAAAGAUAGUCAAUGGUAUUUAACAAUAAAAAAUGAAAAGCAUAAUCACGAAGCAUCACAAGACAUCUCAGACCAUCCAUCAAAUGACCCGGAUAAAUUGGCAAUCUUAAAAACUAUCUAUAAUGCUAGGGAUAAAAUUCGCCGUGAUAAUCUUCAGGGUCAUAUACCAAUUCAGGCUCUUCUUGAUAAGCUUGUAGAAGAAAACUUUGAACAUGACUAUCAAUGUGAUCAAAAUGACAAUUUAACCCAUCUCUUUUUUAACAAAGAAGACAACUAUGUGUGGGGCCUUAAUCGUGUUGCUCAUAUUUUCGAGAACAUUCCAAAGCCUAAAGUUAUUAUAACAGAUCGUGAAUUAGCCUUAAUGCAUGCUGUACACACUGUGUUUCCUGAAUCUCAAAAUAUUUUAUGCGUUUGGCAUAUUGAAAAAAAUAUGCUGACUAGCU
Molecule: messenger RNA, 649 nt
Organism: Racocetra persica
Lineage: Eukaryota; Fungi; Glomeromycota; Glomeromycetes; Diversisporales; Gigasporaceae
Source: the annotation of a GenBank genome assembly